AUGGCACCAGUAAGGAGGAAAAAGGCUACCGAGACGGCCAGUGAGCCCGAGAAACUCACCAUAGAGAGAGUAAAGGAACUCCAUAAUCAGAUCAGGGAGUCUCCGAAAUAUUUCAACAAUAUUGCAAUAUUGAUAGAUGAGUACAAAGCUCUUCUCAAAGAGUUUGGAACUGAUACAAACGAAGACCUCAACAUAUUGACAAGGUUCGUUUCCUUGACCUUACUGAAAGUGUUUGAUCAUAUAAUUACCACAAAGCAGCUGAAGCUAACCAGUUUUGAGAACGAACAAAAAGAAACCGUGAGAAAGUGGCUAAAGAGCAAAUACGAUGAUUUUAAGCUCUGUUUGGUUGAGACAUGGAAAAUUGACAUCGACAACGAGGGUGUGUAUGCUUUGAAAAUGGACAAUUUGGAUUCGCUCAUGAAGUUCGUCAAGAUCGAAAGUAAGCACUUCAGCUCCAACAAAGACGAACCAUUUUUCUCAAAUCGUACUUAUAAACUUGUCCUUCAGCAUCUGCUAAUUACGGGAAACUUGUCUCAAAUGCUAGCCCACGAUGCAACUAUUGACAAUUUCUUGAUCUUGGAAUUUAGAGAGUCCUAUUUCAACAAAUACUGGGACCUUCGAUAUUUCUUUUUCAGUGAACUGAGAUCAAUCUUAGAAACAGAGCUAGACCCAGAUACGCAGCAGCUGAUAGUAUCCAACGUGAUUACGGUCAUCAAACCACAACCACUAUACGAUUUGAAGAACCCAGAGCUAACAAUGUACGUUGAUAACCCACCCAAGACAGUUUCCAACAUGCGCCAAUUUAGAUCUACAUUCGAGAAAUGCAUUCUCAAACUAAUCAACUUGAAAUUGCUACCAGAACAAUACAAGGCAUUUUUGUUAAUCCUACAUAAGCGAAUCAUUCCAUUUUUCAACAAUCCUACCAAGUUGAUGGACUUUUUGACCGACUCAUACAACCUUGGAUUCAAUGUCAAGGAUAUCAGUUUAUCCAUCCUGUCGCUCAAUGGUCUAUGGGAACUAAUGAGGCAAUACAACUUGGAAUAUCCCGACUUCUACACCAAACUGUAUGCAAUUCUGACUCCCGAACUCCUGCAUCUCAGCUACAGGUCACGUUUCUUCCGACUAUUGGACAUUUUCAUGAGUUCAACGCACAUUUCGUCGGCUAUCGUGGCAUCAUUUAUCAAACGGCUCGGACGACUAUGUUUGACCGCUCCGCCAUCCGGAAUCGUCUGUGUGAUCCCGUUUGUGUACAAUUUGCUCAAAAGACACCCAACAUGUAUGCUCUUGAUCCACUGCACAGAACGCGAGACAGCGGACCAGUUUGACGACAAAGAGCGGGAUCCAGCCAAGACAAACGCACUAGAAUCAUCUGCAUGGGAGCUCGAGGCCGUCAUUCAUCACUAUCACCCCAAUGUCGGUUCCCUGGCUAAAAUUUUCACACAGCCGUUCAAUAAAUACAGCUACAAUAUGGAAGAUUUUCUCGAUUGGAGUUAUUCGAAGCUGGUGGAUAACGAGCUUAAUAAAAGAUUCAAGGGAGAACUGGCGGUGGAAUUGGAAAGUUGGGAUUCCUUGCUUGGAGAAGAAGGAUACCUGAAAGAGUAUGUAUAUUAA
Ogataea parapolymorpha DL-1 is the source of this 1611-nucleotide messenger RNA. RefSeq names its product Nucleolar protein, forms a complex with Nop14p. The coding region runs from base 1 to 1611 and encodes 536 amino acids. The transcript has a single exon. Gene Ontology annotation, cellular component: small-subunit processome; nucleolus; Noc4p-Nop14p complex. The record is from RefSeq and is a predicted model, not a curated record. Lineage: Eukaryota; Fungi; Ascomycota; Pichiomycetes; Pichiales; Pichiaceae. Gene Ontology annotation, biological process: ribosome biogenesis.